AUGUUUACCUGCUGUUGUGUAGAUGAAAAGCCAGCUGAUUUUGUGGAGCUGCAGAUGGACAGUGCUUUCCCAGAGGGAAAGGGCACUGCGCCAAGUGCUCCAGAGACCUUUGACAUCUUCCUUGAUCGUUCUCCUGGGACAUACUUCGGCGUGGACCUUUCCAGCGCCGGAAAGGCAUGUGUCGUCACCAGCGUGACCACAGAUGGUCUCAUCGCAGACUGGAAUGCCAAGUGCAGUGAAGAAACCAAGGUGCAGAAGUACGACCGGCUAUAUGCAGUGAACGGACAGACAAGCGAAAAAAGCAAGGAGAUCCUGGAUCUACUGAAGUCGACACACAACAAGAUGGUGCUCACCUUCCAGAGAGCUGUCGUAAGCGAGGUCAAGAUUCAGCGUGGUGCCCUCAACCUGGGCAUGCAUCUGAAAGAUGGCCCUCAUUUCCUGUUGGUCCUGGGAGUGGAGGAUGGGGUGGUCAAGGACUACAACAAGUUCGUUCCCACUGAGCGACAGAUCCAGCAAUCGGAUCGAAUCAUUGGCGUUGAUGGCUUUGAGGGAGUUGGGGCAGCGCUGAUGGACAAGGUCCGAAAUGCAGGCGCGGAGGUCACGCUGAAGGUCUUAGCUUGGAGGACCAUCAUGAGACUUCACCGUCUGAAGCUGGACUCGCAGAUGCGCAGUUUGGGCGAUACCUAUGCGAGGAAGGAGUUCAGGCUGCAUGCCAAACCCCAGGUCACUGACUCACAGCGGCAAAUGUUUGUGAGGGAGUGGAAAUCCUAUGUUGAAAUGAUCAACAAGCAAGAAACAGUGGUGGGCCAGGAGCUCACUGCGGAACAGAAGGCCAAGCUGAAUGAUCAGCAGAAGGUGCAGCUGGAUAAUUUGGAGCAGUCUGCCAAGUCUUUGGCAUCUCAGGGGCAUGAUGGUUCAGACAGAUUGCCAUGGCCCGCAACAGUCGCAGGGGCGGCAACUCUCAUGGACGAGGUAGAGGCCGCUUGCAGCAACCAGCAUAGUGCAUUCGCUCGUUCCCUGAAGCAAAAAGAGGAAGAGGCCGCGGCCAGCAACAGGACGGCCGCAAUCCACAGGGCCACCCUCCAGGCAUUCCAGUAUGGAGCUGCUCGGCUCAAACAGGUUCUGGUUGCCUUGGUCAUGCAGGUGUGGUCCGUCGACAGAAGGAGAAGCCGUCCCGAGGAGGAGGUCGAGGCAACAAAGCUGGUGCCCGCCGGAAAAACCCUGGACGGAGAAGAUGGAAUGUUCCGGCACUCCGAAGUCGAGAAAGCUCACACGGAUGCGGUGAUGUCAAUUGUCAUGGCGGCUGACUGCAUUUACACAGCCUCGCGCGACAAGACUCUGAAAAGGUGGAAGGUUUCGAAAGCGACCUCGGGCAAGUAUGAGCUGUCCGUUGACCUUGAAGUGCCGCUUGGGGACGUUUGCUGGUGUCUUAUUAGUGCCGGAGACUGGCUCUUCUGUGGGCUCGGUGAUGGAAGCAUCAAGGGCUUCAUGAAGUCCGGCACGGAGACAACACUCAAGGGCCACACAAAACGUGUGGGCUGCCUCACGACCCAUCAGCAUGUGCUCCUUUCGGGAGCAUCUGAUGGGUCGGUUAGAUGCUGGCAAAUGAAUGUGCACACACAAACCUUUGAAUGCACGCACGCGAUCAACGAGGGUAUUUCUGGAGCUGUGACCUCGCUUUCGGUCCUGGGCGAAGGACUCUGGGUUGGAGGGACCUCGGGAGUGGCUCUGGUGGAGCUGGCAAGUUUGAAAGUCGUGAAGCACUUGGAGCCAAGGAAGUUUGUGUCAGGUCUUCUGCAGUUUGAAGGCCACAUGAUUGUUGUUUAUGCUGAUGGUAGCAUGUGCAUCUUCGAUGCUUUGGGUGCUAUGAAGCAUAAGCAGCCGGCACUGCCUGCCGGACCGGUGCUGUGCAUAGCUGGCUUGGAGUCAGGUCCGCGAGUGCUUUGUGGACAUGCCAAAGGUCAAGUGAGCUCCAUUUCUCUGCCGAACUUCGUUCUCAAGAAGUAUUGGCAUGCCUUGGAGAGGUGUAAGGUACAAACUUUAUGCUGUGCCGGGCAUGAUGGCAUCUACGUUUUGGGGGCGGAAAAUGGCACGCUGCAGCUCUGGCAGCGCGAUGGAACAGUUGACUCAUUGUGA
Messenger RNA from Symbiodinium pilosum, 2136 nucleotides. The record is from the annotation of a GenBank genome assembly. Lineage: Eukaryota; Dinophyceae; Suessiales; Symbiodiniaceae.